Cydia fagiglandana is the source of this 11155-nucleotide messenger RNA. It is a transcript of the gene LanA, whose product is annotated as laminin subunit alpha. The coding region runs from base 13 to 11151 and encodes 3712 amino acids. Gene Ontology annotation, cellular component: basement membrane. The record is from RefSeq and is a predicted model, not a curated record. Gene Ontology annotation, biological process: cell adhesion; animal organ morphogenesis; dendrite development. The transcript is spliced from 69 exons. Lineage: Eukaryota; Metazoa; Arthropoda; Insecta; Lepidoptera; Tortricidae.
CGCGCGCGCACCAUGUGGCCGGCCAUCUUUGCGCUGCUCCUCCACGGAGCGGCGGGGGAGAUACUCACCCCCCCUUAUCUUAAUUUGGCGUUGGGGAAGAAAAUUACUGCGACGGCAACGUGUGGAGACAUUGGACAGGAGUUAUAUUGCGAGUUGACGGGGUCUACUGAUGAGACCGUUAUACAAGGACAGGUCUGCGAGUACUGCGAUGACACAGUCGAGAACCGCCGGCAUCCCCCCGAGUACGCCGUGGACGGGUUGGAGACUCGGUGGCAGAGUCCGCCGCUCUCCCGAGGCAUGAAGUAUAAUGAGGUCAACCUCACCAUCGACCUUGGACAGGAAUUCCAUGUGGCCUAUGUGUUCAUAAAGAUGGGCAACUCCCCGCGCCCCGGACUCUGGGCGCUGGAGAAAUCGACCGACUACGGGAAGACCUUCACUCCCUGGCAGUACUUCUCUGACUCCCGACAGGACUGCGAAAGAUACUUCGGAGCCCAGAGUUUGGAGCCGAUCACGAGGGACGACUCAGUUAUUUGCAGCACAGAGUAUUCGAAGAUCGUACCUCUGUCAGGAGGAGAGAUCCCAAUUUCCUUGCUGAACUACCGUCCAUCGGCGUUGAACUACUUUAACUCUUCCGUACUCCAAGCCUGGACCAGGGCUACCACCGUCCGCCUACGUCUGCUGAGGACCAAGAACUUGCUGGGUCAUCUCAUGUCCGUGGCUCGUCAGGACCCUACCGUCACUAGGAGAUACUUCUACAGUAUAAAAGACAUCAGUAUCGGAGGCCGCUGCAUGUGCAAUGGUCACGCGGACACCUGCGACCCGAAGCCCGACAGUGAGAACCUGCUGGUCUGCCGCUGCCAGCACAACACGUGCGGUCCUCAGUGCAACCAGUGCUGCAAGGGCUUCGAGCAGAAGAAGUGGAGGAUCUCGCAGAAUUGGAACCGGUUUGCGUGUGAACCUUGCAACUGUCACAACCAUAGCACAGAGUGCGUAUUCGAUUCCCUCAUCGAUGAACAGCGUCUGUCGCUCGACAUCCACGGACGUUACGAGGGCGGUGGGGUCUGCCAGAACUGCCAGCAUAAUACUGAUGGCAUCAAUUGUAAUAAAUGUAAACCGACGUUCUACAGGCCCGUGGGGAAGAGAUGGGAUGAAUAUGAUGUGUGCCAACCUUGCAACUGCGAUCUCCACUACUCAACGGGCAACUGCGAGGAGGGCUCAGGACGCUGCGAGUGUCGCAAGGAAUACAACCCGCCCAACUGUGACUCCUGCGCAUAUGGGUAUUUCAACUAUCCGAACUGCGAGCCUUGCACAUGCAACCUGAAUGGAACAGAAGGACAACACUGCACACCAGUAGAGGGCAUUUGUCCGUGCAAAUCUAACUACGCGGGUAAAUCUUGUGAAAUUUGCGCUGAUGGCUUCUACUCACCGGAGUGCAAAGACUGCGAGUGCAACACCAUCGGAUCUGUCUCCCAAGUGUGCGACAAGGAUAGCGGCAACUGCACGUGCAAGAGCAAGUUUAGCGGACGAACCUGUGAUCGGUGCGAGGCCGGUUAUUUCAGCUACCCUACGUGUAGCCAAUGUAACUGCGACACCACUGGAACGCAGUCAAGGAUUUGCGACGAUGUCUCUGGCGCGUGUAUUUGCAAGGAAGGUUUCGGGGGAGCACGCUGUGACCAGUGUCUUGCUGGUUACUACAUGCAAGUCCAAGGCCGCGAGCGUGCCUGCGUCCAGUGCGAGUGUUCCACUACUGGCUCAACUUCGACCAGCUGCGCGGCCGACGGCAAAUGUAACUGCCUGACCAACUUCGGUGGCAAACGGUGCGACCAGUGCUCACCUGGAUACUACAAGUAUCCUGAAUGCUUGCCUUGCAACUGUGACGGAUCCGGCUCCAUCGGCUCGUCUUGUGACGAUGCGGGCAACUGCCACUGCAAGCCCAAUUUCAACGGCAUCAAGUGUGACAGCUGCAAGGAGAGCUUCUACAACUACCCGGCGUGUGAGGAGUGCAACUGCGAUCCUAAGGGCGUUAUCGCUUCUUUUGCUGGUUGCGGAUCGGUGCCAGCAGGAGAGCUCUGUCAAUGCAAGGAGCGCGUGCAGGGCAGAAUCUGCAAUGACUGCAAGCCACUCUACUGGAACCUGCAAUAUUAUAACCCUCAUGGGUGCGAAGAAUGCAACUGCGACGUGAGCGGCACCCUAGGCGGGCUGGGGUCAUGCAACACGAAAACUGGACAGUGCAUGUGCAAGCCAAACGUGGAUGACCGCCAAUGUUCCGAGUGCGCUGAUGGAUUCUACAAUCUUGAUGCUGGGAACAUCUUCGGUUGCUCAGAAUGCAACUGCGACGUUGGUGGCUCCACCGACAACAACUGCAACAAGACCACAGGUCAAUGCUACUGCCACUCCCGUGUCGAAGGCCUCCGCUGCUCUCAGCCAAUCAGAGCUCACUAUUUCCCUACGCUCCAUCAGUUCCGAUACGAGCUAGAGGAAGGACAGACGCCGUCUGGUGCUGUCAGAUACAGGGACUCACAGGAGGCGUUCCCGGGACACUCUUGGAAGGGCUACGUCAUGUUUUCGCUUCUACAGAAUGAAGUCAUCAACGUUGUACAACUGAGUAAGUCGUCUCUCUACCGCAUGGUGGUCAAGUACGCCAACCCGCUCAAGGACCCGGUGGUCGCCACUAUACUGGUCACCCCGGAGAACCCUGGAGAUUCGCAACAGACGCAUAAUGUGCUCCUGAGGCCAACAGUGAAGCCGCAAUUGGUAACAGUGGCUGGUGAAAAAGGAAACACCCCCUCACCCUUCGUCAUGGACGCUGGAAACUGGACAGUGACCAUCAAAACCAACAAGGAAGUGCUCAUUGACUACUUCGUCCUUAUACCUGAAGCGUACUAUGAAGCUACAGUUCUCAAGAAGCUGGUAGACAGACCCUGCACCAUCGGAGAGCAGGAUCUGUGCCGCGAGUUUAGGUACCCGAAGCUCAGCUCGUACCCAACCGUUGAUGCCAGUGGACUGACAUCUGCUGCUAGCGAUUACUUGGAUGACAAUGUGCAACUGAAAGAACUCGGCGUACCAGCAUCCACCAUACCCGUUCUAGGCACUCAAUCUCUCACCUACAACUGGAUUAUCAAACCUAAUGGCCAGUACAUUAUAGUCGUCGAAUACGUCACACCUGUCGACCGAAACGCUGUCGACAUGGUCGGAAAUCGCGCGAAGAUCAACAGCAUAAUCAAUGUCAACUUCAAGACUGGCGGCCAGGAGUCGCAGGGGAGAUUGGUCCUUAAUGAAUGUCUAUACACGAAGCCAUGUAGGCAGGUGGUGACUGAUGAUAAGGCUAGGGCGUUUGUGGCUGAGGUUUUCGAUGAGAAUAAUGAAAUUACACUGGAGGGCAACGCAGACAACCUGGCUGGCAUAAAGUCAAUCACGGCGAUACCACUAUCUGAAUGGCACCUGGCCUACAUUACGCCCAAACCGUACACCCUGAGAAGAAAUGGCGAGACUUUCGUCAAUGGGUUCGACAACGCCAAUACUAAGGAGGUCAAAAUAGAGCCAUCGGACAACAGUACGACCCCUGCUUUCGUAGUGGCUGGCUCGAAGCCUGUGACUGUCGAUAUUUCUGUACCAACCCCUGGACCUUACGAGUUCUUACUGCACUACCAUCAGCCUGAUCAUCCAGAGAGCUCCAUUGACGUGACCAUCUCCUGCGGUAAUAAUAUCCACGCUGGUCGUGUCACCCUGCCGUUCUGCGGCUCUUCAUCAGGGUGCAGGGAACUGCUUAAACUACCGAGCGAGAUAUUUGAUGUUACUGACAACUGCUCAUUGACUUUUGAGGGUGCGGACAGCAAGGGUGUGUCUCUCCAGAGCGUGCUGAUCAUCGAGCCCCGCUACUUCACGGAGUCGGUGCUGGUGGAAGCCAACAUGAUGGACUAUACCAGGGAAUUCAUCACCAAGUGCGCCAGCAACCAUUAUUACAUCGAGCCCGAGGUCACAGGAUUCUGCCGCGACGCCGUGUUCUCAAUAACGGCGGAGUACAACAGCGGGACGCUCUCAUGCGCGUGCGACGUCGAGGGCUCCACGGACUUCGAGUGCGAAACAUUCGGUGGGCAGUGCACGUGCCGGGAGAACGUUGUUGGUCGAACCUGCGAAGCUUGUAAGACCGGCUACUAUGGAUUCCCCAACUGCAGGCCUUGCCAUUGCUCUCAAGCUGCCAUUUGUGAUGAUAAUGGUCAAUGCAUCUGCCCUCGGAACGUGAUCGGUGAGAACUGCAAUGAGUGUAGGCCUCUAACGUUCAACUUCGACGAGUACCGCGGCUGUGACGAUUGCAACUGCAAUCCGCUUGGCGUCGUUGAUGGGAAUCUGGAGUGUGACAAGCAGAGCGGGAACUGCCAAUGCAAAGAGAACGUGGUAGGCCGCGUGUGCGAUCGGUGCGUGCCCGGACACUACGCGUUCCCCGACUGCGUUCAGUGCUCGUGUAAUACGGAUGGGACCACGGAGGACGUAUGCGACCAGGACACAGCGCAGUGCUACUGCAAGAAAUACGUGCGAUCACAGUGCUCGUGUAAUACGGAUGGGACCACGGAGGACGUAUGCGACCAGGACACAGCGCAGUGCUACUACAAAGAGAACGUGGUAGGCCGCGUGUGCGAUCGCUGCGUGCCCGGACACUACGCGUUCCCCGACUGCGUUCAGUGCUCGUGUAAUACGGAUGGGACCACGGAGGACGUAUGCGACCAGGACACAGCGCAGUGCUACUGCAAGAAAUACGUGCGAUCACAGGCUUGUGACGUCUGCCAAGAGGAGUACUUCAACCUCCAGGCCAGCAACCCUGACGGAUGCACCAAGUGCUACUGCUUCGGGAGGACAACUCGGUGUUCCAGCUCAUAUCUCACUUGGGUUAAGCUUGAAGGCAUGACCGGCUGGCACCUGGUUAACGUCGAAACCAACCGCACCAUAUCCGUAUACCCGCACACUGCACCGCCUAGUCAAGUUAAUGAUACCAUCAUAGGCGUGGAGCUGGCUAUUGAUAAGGAUCACCAGAAACUGGUCUACUUUGCAGCACCUGAACACUUUAUUGGCAAACGGCUGACAUCUUAUGGUGGUAACCUCACAUACUCCAUCUUCUACGUAUCUCGAGAGACUGGGAAAGCUAUUCUCGCUGCUGAUGUAAUCAUUGGUGGACCAAAUGGCUACAUUUACCACAACAGUAUCGAAACACCAGCGCCACAAACGAACUGGAUCCACAGCGUGCCUCUGACAGAAGAGUCGUUCACGAACCUCGACAACACUGCUGUCACCAGAGACCAGUUCAUGAACACCCUGGUUAAUGUCACUGCCAUAUAUAUCAGGGCUACGUUUGAGGAUGAGUCCGUUACUACCAGGCUAAUCAACGUGACUCUUGACGUCGCAGUCCAACCCGACCCCUACUCCCCUAUAACUGACCGCGCGUUCUCUGUGGAACAGUGCCAGUGCCCCCCAGGCUACAAGGGGACAUCGUGUGAGCAGUGUGCCUCGGGGCAUUAUAGGCUGAGUUCGGGCCCGCAUGCGGGGUACUGUGUGCCCUGUGAGUGCAAUGGCCAUUCGCAGGAGUGCGAUGUUAACACUGGAGUGUGCUUGGACUGUGGUGGCAACUCGAUGGGAGACCAUUGCGAGAUGUGUGUGCCCGGAUACUAUGGAGACGCUACCCGUGAGGACUGCGAGAUCUGUGCCUGCCCCUUGCCGUAUCCGUCUAACAACUUCGCUGUGAGUUGUGAUCUGAGCGACAACGCUGAACUGAUCUCCUGUCAGUGCAAGCCGGGCUACGGCGGACCUCGGUGCGAGUUCUGCGCCGCCGGUUACUAUGGAGAACCUGAGGAGCUCAAUGACUACUGCAAGCCCUGCAACUGCUCUGGCAACAUCAACCCACUGGACCCGUCAUCAUGCGACAGCGUGACAGGGAACUGUCUAAAAUGCGUCAACAACACUGCUGGGGCAGCAUGCAAUCUCUGCGCGCCUGGAUUCUACGGAGACGCUGUCUUCAGCAAGAACUGCACUGCCUGCAGUUGCGAUGAAUACGGCAUGGACCACUGCGACCACACGACCGGCACUUGCGUGUGUAGACCCGGCGUUAUAGGCGAGCGUUGCGACGCGUGCGCACCGGAUCACUUCGGCCUGUCAAGUGGGCUGGGCUGCAUGCCGUGUCAGUGUGGACUGGCCAGUGAGAGCAGCCAGUGUGACCUUGAGACUGGACAGUGCAAAUGCGCGAAGGGUGUGACUGGCAGACAUUGUGAACAGUGCGCAGCUGGUUACUGGAACUACACUAAAUACGGAUGCGAUCAUUGCAACUGUAACAAGGGCUACUCGCUCGGAUUCAUGUGCAACGCUCAAUCCGGCCAGUGCGAGUGCCUGCCCGGAGUCAUUGGGGAGAAAUGUGACCGCUGCCCGGAAAGAUGGGUGCUGGUUCCCCAGCAGGGUUGUCAAGAAUGCGACUCUUGCACCGACGCUCUCGUCAUAUCAGUGGAGGAGAUGAGCGCGAGGCUUGCGAACGAAACUCAGGAGUUUAAGGACAAAGCCGACUCAUUCUUCACCACGCAAAGGCUGAACUACAUCUCGAACCAGGCGUCAACGCUGCGUCCCCGCCUAGCCGAACUACGCAGCGUCGACCUCAACGCUGCCACAAGCGCUGUCGACUCCAUCGAGAACGCUGGCCGAGGACUGCUCAGAUCCGCGGAAUUCGCAGCUACAGAUAGCGAGAAGCAAAUCACUCGUGCCGGCGUCCUGUCGUCCGACGCCGACAUCGUGCUGACGUCCAUACGCGACAGCGCUCGAGCGGCCGACGCGACGGUGCAGCACGUCGCUGACCUGGCGACCGGGCUGGAGCUGAGUCAGCAACCUAAGGUCGACAGUGCGCUGACUGAGGCGCAGCAGAUCAGGGAUGAUGUUAAAGAAAAAGACUUGACACCCAAGAGGACCCAAGCGCUCGACGUCCAUACGAACGCGACGCAACAGCUCGAGAGGAUGAGCCUUUUUGUUCAACCCGUUAACCAACAAGCCACGGAUUUCGAAAAGCUGGUGACCGAGGCGCGCAAGCUUCGUGUCAAGAUGGAAGAUAUGAUGGAACACACCGCCGCAGCCAAUCAGCGGGCUGAUGUGGCUGAUAGGCUUAAAGCCAGCAACAAAAAUUCCAAGUUCAGCGACAAGGUUGCCUCCGUCGGCAACCUCAACUCCGAAGCCAUGAAAGACCUCAUCGACGCCGGCGCAGAUAUCGCCAACGCCACCAGACUGAACAACCUCGCCGCUGCCAUAGUCACGAACGCCUCUGCAGCUUUAGAAAGCCUUAAUGAGGAGAACAACAAGUUGGAACAGGCAUUAAAAGAGCGUGGAGAGGAAAUUCCAAGUCUGUACCAUGCGUCGGACGCUGCUAGGAGCCAUGCUGAUGAUUUGAAGAGUAGGGCCAAGAAUCUCCACGCCCUGGCAGAGCGAGAGAACGACACCCGCCGCCAGCACGCCUAUAGCGCUGCCUCAGCUUACUCGAGCAUCGUACAAGAGAUCGGGGCCGCGAGGAAGGCCGCCGACGAGGCCACGGAAGCGGACACUAAGACCAAUAGCAUUAACACAAACCUAAACGAAAAGGUUGGCCCCGCCUUAAACCGCUCGAGCUCUCUCCGCGACCAAGCCAUACAAGCGCUGGGCAUAGUUAACAAUGCUCUGGCCCCCAACCAGACUAAAGCAGAGCUAGCCCUCCAGCAAGUUAAGAAGACCAUUGAGGAGUGUGAUGAUCGCAACAGCGCUAUAGUCCUCUCCUUACCGGCCAUCACAAAAAGAUCCCUUCAAGACGAGAUGGACAAAGCCGAAAAGGUAAACCAGACAGUCAAGAGCACUCUCAAGCAGAUGUCGGAUCUUGGGAACGAUCUGAACUCCAGCAAGCAGUCAGCUCAGACGCUGCCAAAGAAAGCUGAUGAGGCCUUGAAGAUGAAGGAUAAUGUUGAGACGUUGGUAAACAACAUUGACGGAUUGAAGCCCAAGCUGCAGCAGAAAUAUGACGGAGUCAGAACGCAGCAGGAGGACUUCGAGAGACGUAAGGUUGAAGCCGCCAAAAAGCUUAGCAAGAUUAAGGAACAAAUCGAACAAGCACGCACCGUAGCCAACCGCGUCCAAGUUGGCGUUAAUUUCGACCGCUUCGCGACGCUUCAACCACGCAUCCCUGAUACCAUUGACGAGAUGUCCACCUCUACCCAUGUAUCUGCCUACUUCAAGACCAGGUCUCCUGAUGGCUUCCUCUUCUAUCUUGGAAACCCUGAAGGCACCAGCCUUAGGAGGACUAAAUCGGACGACUUCAUGGCAGUCAGCAUCCAAAAUGGCUACCCCUACCUGGUCAUUGACAUUGGAGACAGCGCAGAAUCCGGCCGUGAGCCGAUGCGAAUCAACAGCGACAAGAGAGUAGAUGAUGACAAGUGGUACCAGGUCAUUGUUGACAGGGUCGGGGGCAAUGUGAAAUUCACGAUCCGCGAAGCUCUGGAAGAUGGGACGGAACAGAGCCAUUCAAAGGAGGUGAUCCUUCCAGGACAACACACCAUUUUCAACCUGGACCGUCAGAAGUCCAAACUGUACGUGGGCGGUGUUCCAUCCAAUUCCAAGCUGCAAGGCGUCAGUUACCCGGCGUUCGAGGGUCAGAUCGAGGAGCUUAUGCUGGGCGACACGCCCGUCGGUCUGUGGAACUUCGAGGCCGCGCAGAAGCUGAAGGGCGCCAGGCAGAGAGAUAAGCUGAUAACUUCCCAAUCCGGCCCUCAAGAGUACCGGUUCAAUGGCCGCGCUCACGUCACCAUGCCCGUCCAAUCCCACGACCCACAGAAGAACCACGUACUCCUGUUCUUCAGGACUUACGCCAGAAAUGGUCUGAUCUUCCUAGCUGGAGAUGAUAGAAACUUCUUUUCGAUUCAGAUGCAAGAUGGGAAGGUGUAUCUCCAGGUCUCCCUCGGCAACCCUGAAGAGCUGGUAAUCGUCGGAACAACCAAAGAAUACAACGACGGCAAAUGGCACAAGCUGGACGCGAGACGGCAUCUCAAGAGCUGCUGGCUCAGCGUUGACAAUGAGAGCAGCCAGAUGGUGUCUCCGUCUACACAGAGCGAAAUCUACGCGGUGGACAGCAUGAACUUCGGCGGUGAUAAUAAGGGCAUCAUCCAGAUCACUGACCAAGGAUUCGAUGGUUGUAUGAGGCAGAUCAGUGUGAACGAGGCCAGCGUGGACCUUAGCAAGAACAGUGUGGAGUCUAUCGGCGUUGGAGACGGGUGCAAGUUCGCAUCACUGGUAUCCCUGUCAGGUGGAGACAGCACCCUGCGCUAUAUGAACAUCUCCACAGAGAACCUGCAGCUGACCUUGAAGUUCAAGACAGACCAGCCCGACGGCCUCAUAUUUGUCUACAUAAGUAGAACACAGACGCCUACCAUGCAGGACAGCUUGACGCUGUCUCUGACUAAUGGAAAACUAGUCCUCAUGAGUCCUCGAGACACACUGGACACGUCGCAGACAUACAACGACUCUCAGUGGCACGUGGUGACUGUGAGUCAUGGCGCCGCGCUCCGUAUGAGAGUCGACGACUAUGAUCACUACAGCUCCGACUCAGCACCAGAGCCACUCAACAUCCUAGACGGUGUCCUUCUCCUAGGCGGCACCAACAGCUACGUGGCCACCUACAAGGCGGCAACCAAGACCGCCUUCCGUGGUUGCAUAGCCGACGCCACUAUCAACGGACGAGUGCUGAAUCUGCUCGAGCCUGCGAGUAAAAGAGGGGCUACGUUUGGACGUUGUGGGGACACUAUCAGUGGAUUCACGUCGUCAGAAACGACGUGGGAGGAACACAGAGUGGAGCCGAGCAGCCACGUGCUGCCGACGGUACCUCCCCCCGCACCCGACAAUCCGUUCCAGGGUGAAGUGGAGACCCAGCCACCACCAGCCCGGGUGGAACCAGUCACCCGACCGCCUGUCACCCAGGCACCAGCGCCUUCGACCUUGCGGCCGACGACGCCGCGACCGGCGCCGCAGCCCCAGCCAGGCUGCGCGUUGGCCCACGACAGACAUUACACUAUUGGAGACCCCACUGAGGGCUACAGGUUUGGUACUCGUGAGGACAGCCGCAUUGAGUACGCCAAGCUGCCUGGCCGGCAGUCAGAUGAGCUGGAUCUUAUGGUGACCUUGAGGACCUUCGACAAGCAUGGCGGUAUCAUCUUCUACGCUACAACCGAGAGAGCUCCGGACCAGUUCUUGGCUAUUUACAUGAAAGAUGCUCAAAUACACUUCACCUUCAACUGCGGCGGUGACACCGCCACCAUCGUCUCCCCCGACACCUACAGCGGCACAGACUGGCACACGGUCACCGUCAGCCGCACCAGCGGUCAUGGGAAACUUACCGUCGAUAACCAGAUGGUCGGGGAAGCGAGUGUUAGCUGUGACAAUCCGGUGCCUUUGGCCGCGCCGUACUAUUACGGAGGGUUGAAGAGCGCUGAGAUUGCGAAAACACAUCUCGAAGACUUCUACCAACCCUUCAAGGGCUGCCUCAAAGGGCUCAUCAUGAACGGGCAGUACGUGACCGAGGUGCUGCGGAGAGUCAACGCCCUGCGCUGCACGGAUAAUAUAGAAGAUGGUAUUUACUUCGGGCCUUCGACGAAUACCACUAGCAAUUACUUGAAGCUCCAAGAAUCCAACUUCCGCGUGGGCAUCAGUCUGUCCAUCUCGAUGGAGAUCAAGCCCCGCAACACCACGGGGCUGCUGCUGGCCGUCCACGGGAAGAAGGACUAUCUGGUGCUGGAACUGCUGGAGCAUGAGGUGGUGGUUAACGUGGAGAACGGGAAGGGGGAGUUCCAUGCGAGCUACAAGCUCGCCGAGCCCACCUCGCUGUGCGACGGGAACUGGCACAAGAUACAAGUGGCUAAAGCCCGUCACGUGGUCUCCGUAGGCGUCGACAACCAUUUCGGCGACGCCGGCCUCGGUACCGGCCCCUCCACCGACACCCGCUCGGCCCUCUACAUAGGAGGCCACGAGAAGGCCGUCGCGAGGGUCCGCGGUGUGAGAUCUAAGCGCGGCUUCACCGGGUGUAUAAGGAAUAUACAGAUUCGGGAGCAACCGAUAUCUAUACCGCUAUCGGCGGCGCAUAGGGACACGCAUGUUGGGGCUUGUCCAGUUGACUAAAGAC